Cannabis sativa is the source of this 1142-nucleotide messenger RNA. RefSeq lists its product as uncharacterized. The record is from RefSeq and is a predicted model, not a curated record. Lineage: Eukaryota; Viridiplantae; Streptophyta; Magnoliopsida; Rosales; Cannabaceae. The transcript is spliced from 3 exons. Gene Ontology annotation, molecular function: zinc ion binding; nucleic acid binding. The coding region runs from base 151 to 906 and encodes 251 amino acids.
AGCAUCAUCAAAGCAACUAGGAAAGUGUUCCCUGAAAUAACACAUGGCUACUGCAUCUUCCACCUCUUGUCGAACCUCAAAACAAAAUUCAAGAAAAAUGCAAAGCAUUUCAGAGUGCCAUUCUUUGCAGCUGCAAAAGCUUACACAGAAAUGGAGUUUGAAUUCCAUAUGAGGGAGCUAGACAACUUGGAUAAGCGCAUAAGACCGUACCUGGAGAAAAUUGGCCAUGAAAAAUGGUCAAGGUAUCAUUCAGAAAACAACAGGUACUCUACCAUGACAUCAAACAUAGCUGAGGCACUGAACUCAGCAAAUUUAGCAGCAAGGGAAACACCAGUGACAACAUUAAUGGAGUGCUUGAGGGCACAAAUGCAAGAGUGGACAUACAAUAAUAGAAAGGAGGCACAAAAAUGCACAACAAGGCUGACACCAUCAUCUGAGAAAAAACUCAUAGGGAACUAUGUACAGUCAUUGCGACUAACAGUGAAACCAGCAAACCAGAACCUGUUUGAGGUGAUAGAUGAAGACAGAACAAGAAUAGUAAACUUGAAGGAGAAGACGUGCACAUGCAAUAGAUUUCAAAAAGAUGAAAUGCCAUGUAACCAUGCAGUCGCCGUCAUGAAGGACUUGAACAUAAACACAUACAACUACUGUGCACAAUACUACACAUCAAAAGCAUGGCUGCAAACAUAUGAAGAAACAGUAUACCCAGUUGGAAACGUAAGAGAAUGGGAACUUCCAGAUUUUUUUGAAGAAAUCAUAGUGUUGCCUCCAAAGGAGAGAAUCAAGUCUGGAAGGCCGAGGAAAAGAAGAAUGGCAGCAGCUUGGGAAACAAAGAAACAAAACAAGUGUGGCAAGUGUGGACAAAAGGGACAUAACAAAAAGACCUGCAGAAGAAUUACAGCAUAGAAGUGGAAACAACUACACAUCAGCCAAAAAACAACUAUAUUAAAACAUUUAGAAAACACAUACUGCAUAUUACGAUUGGUUGUUACAUACAUUUUUUUAUUGUGAUUUUUUAUGUGGAGAGAUAUUGAUAAUAGGGAAUUGGUAUUAUUAUCAUUAAUAUACAAAAGAACAUCAAAUAUUAUAGUUAAAUAAUUAAAUGAGUGGAAGAAGGUUGAAAUUAAUAAGAAGGAAAAAUA